AUGGGCCCUGGAGCCCGAGAUGGAGUUGGCCUCAACAAGCCAGAGGUCUGCCAGGAGGGCUACCUGUUCUCGGCGGUGGCCCAGUGGCUGAUCGCGCACCCCAAGGACUUCGCCGACGUCGACACCAUGAGCUCCAUUGCCAAGCGUUGGAACCCAACUAUGGAGAUGACGAGGGAUAUCCUCGUGGGCAGGGCUCCGGAGCUCGAUCCCGUGGUGGCGCACGACGUCGUCGAGAUAGCAGACGACAUGGAUGUCGACGUCGUUUCCAUCCCGUCCACCGAUAACGAGGCCCCCGAGGAGAAUCGACGCGAGAGCCCUGGAGAACGAGAUGCCGUUGACGGGGGCUUCCCUUAUACCUCGGCCAUGGGCCCCACGGAACGAAGUGCUUUCCGCAUGGCGUCGAUCAUCAAUCUUGGAUCGUUUCAACAUUCUGGCCUCCCGCGUCAACUCGACAACCAACAAUCAGGACCUCAUGAUUUCCUCGGAGCGCCUCGGGCCCUGCUGCUGGACGUGCUCGUCCUCAGCUGCCAGCCCAGCCGGCUGAAGAGGUCGAUGAAGACGAUAUCGUCGGCGCCACGAGUGCCUCUGGUACCCCCCAUCGGCCCUGACCUGACCGAGGACCCGAACGAGGGCCAUUUCGAGCUUCUCGUCGAUGUCUCUGAGGAGAUCGACCGUAACGUCCCUACGGGAAUGGCGGUCUCUCACGCGAAGGAGCUUCGCAACACCCAGGUCCGCAUUAUCUAUAACCGUCGGAAGACCGUGGUUAGCCUCGCCUCCCCCGCCCCUGCCUAUACCGGUGUCCCCACAAAGGACGACUUUGAUCUCCCUGUUGCGGUGUCGCAGGAGGUCGAUCGCGAGGCACUCACCAGCAUGGCCGUCUCCUUGGCCAAGACCCUCCGCGGGAUGAACGUUCGCAUUAUCUCCAACCGCAAGGUGAUCGUUAGCAUGGCCGACAAGGCUAUCAAGUUGUCGGACGUGAUCUUUGAUUCCGACCGGGAGUCCGCCCUCAAGGCGAACCUCCUCGAGGCGUUUAAGAUCCUCAACGGCGGGCCCCGUCGCCCCGGGCAGAAAAACGAGACCGUUGCCUUGAAGAUGCUCGAGAAGCACUUAGGCAUCUCGGCAGACGAUGUUCGCAGGAUCAUCGAGGCAGCCAAGCUUUCGUGGAUCCUCGCCUCCGUCUGGGGCCGUGACAGUGUCCCCAAGUCUACGGAAUCUGCGGUGCGCACCCUCUGGAGCACCGCUCUCGCCUCGAACAAUGACAUCUACGAUCUUGAGCAAACCUACAGAACCGCCGCUAACAAUGCGCAGAGGGCGCUCAAGCGCGCCGGCAAGGAGGCCCGUUCUACCCCCGUUAUCGACAGCGAUAACGACGAGGCAGCUAUAAGCUCCUCCCGCGCUACGUCUUUAUCCCGUAACGACGCUAUAAUCGCGCUUCUGCGCACCAUCCGCGACGAAGUACGCCGUUCGAACAACAUUCUAGCCGCGGUAUGGUCGCCCCGCCUGCGCUCCGUCUGCCAUAGGCUGCUCCGCGUCUGCACCUUCUUCCCCCGCUUCGAAGGCGCCAAAACCGUGUUCCGCGUCACCUAA
Molecule: messenger RNA, 1587 nt
Organism: Colletotrichum lupini
Lineage: Eukaryota; Fungi; Ascomycota; Sordariomycetes; Glomerellales; Glomerellaceae
Exons: 8
Coding region: 1-1587 (528 amino acids)
Source: RefSeq, a predicted model, not a curated record